CGGAACAUCCUCACUGUGUUCUAACAGACUGUCUCAGUUUGCCAGGCCUGCCAUGGGGUAGAGCCGCAGAUUGGGGUGGAAGGUUCCUGAAGCCUCCUGUCCCGGUACCGGGCUCUGUCUUUGUAGAGCUCCAACCAGGACAUCACUGAAGGGCUGGUUAACGGGUUCAACUACUCAACCUCCCUCGAUCCGGGAAAGGUGCAUCAGGCCACAGACACCAUCCAGGGCCGGACUCAGAGUGCAGCUGAGUUCACUCUGAGACUGUGUGAGGCCCGCAGGAUGCGAGCCCUGCAGAAAGGCACCCUGGAGGAGGUGGCAGCAUCCCUGGUACCAGCUUUCCUGGCUGGCAACAUCCCCCACAUCUGCACCCUGAUGCCCACCCACCCAGCCUUCUCCAGAGCCCAGUGGUUCCUGGACGAGCUGUUAACUAGGUCCUGUCCACUGUCCAUCAGAUCGGAUGCCAUCAAGGUGUUUGCUACAUCUGGAGGGACACCUCCUCAUAAUGACCGGGACGACACACCGCAGGAGCAAUUAGCAAAAGCCACCGCUUCUGUGAUGGGGACCUGGCCGGACCGGGUACAAUAUUUGGGCCAGCCCCUCCUUUCCCCCUGGUUCCUCCUGAAGCAGGCCUUGGUGCUGCACAGCCGCCCUGCCCCACACCCGGUGGGCCUCGUCAGAAGUCUUUGGGUGGAGCUGGCGCAUCUAGAGCCCACUGAGGCACAGGGGGAAGAACCACCUCCAGAGCUCAAGCGCACUCCAGAGCCGGAGGAAGGGCCUGCUCCUGGGCUAGAGCCUGGUCCAGCUGUGGGGGUGCUGGAGCCAUCUGGACCACCAGCUCUGAUCCGAAUCCCAACAGCAGAGCCAGCUCCACCCCCAACAACUGACUACCCCCGGGCUGGGACCCCUAAGCACCUUAUAAGGGAGGAGAAGGUUAACAUCCUGACCUUCCCUCCAAGGCUGGUGGCCGAGCAACUGACAGCAAUGGAUGCGGAGCUGUUCAAGAAGGUGCUGCCCCACCAGUGCCUGGGCUCCGUCUGGCCCCAGAGGAGGAAGCCUGGCAGAAGCACGCGGCCUCCACUGUCAGUGCCACCAUCAGACAAUUCAACCAAGUGGCCACCUGUGUGAUCACCACCUGCCUUGGGGACCCAAGCAUGAUGGCCCGGGACAGGGCCAACGUGGUGGAGCACUGGAUGAAGGUGGCCAAGGUCUGUUGGGGGAGGCCCAGCAGCGCCCCUAUGCGGAGCCUUGAAAAAUGCCUCUGCUGCCUGGUCAGCUCUGAGGACUGAGGCCAGAGGUCUGAGCCCCAGCACAGCCUCCAUGUCCUCUCUGC
This is a messenger RNA of Myotis daubentonii (Daubenton's bat), 1330 nucleotides long. Its product is annotated as ral guanine nucleotide dissociation stimulator-like. Lineage: Eukaryota; Metazoa; Chordata; Mammalia; Chiroptera; Vespertilionidae. Gene Ontology annotation, biological process: Ras protein signal transduction. The transcript has 6 exons. Bases 280 to 1125 code for a protein of 281 amino acids. The record is from RefSeq and is a predicted model, not a curated record. Gene Ontology annotation, molecular function: guanyl-nucleotide exchange factor activity. Gene Ontology annotation, cellular component: plasma membrane.